AGUCCAACCACCCUUGAUUGACACAUCCAUGCACACAACGAGACGAAAUGCGUCCCAGCCAACACAUGCACGCACACGACGAGACUGCGGUCUCCAACGCACACCGACACAUUGAAUGGCGUGUCAAACACGCCCACACAAUCUGAUGUACAGUCGGUGGACACGCAGACUGACAAAUACGCCACUGUGGUGCACCUAUGCAGUGCCCAUGGCAGACAAAGAGACAGUCAUCAACUGCACACACUCACACACACAGGGAGAAAGAAAAUGACGCCGUCAGAGGAAUCACCACAAUGUGUCUCUUCCACUUGCGUACCUUCCAACAGGCGACAGGCGCGUAUGUCUUCAGCCAUACGUAUCGCAGAUAAUGCGAUCACAGAAAAUAAGAAAAAUCCCUCCAUUGACGAGAGAAAAAAUGGGGACAUGACUGUCGAAUGUGGUCUUGCCCACUUCCCCUUUCGUCACUUUCACGAUGAUAUCUCGCCGUCUUCCGUCUGCCCAGCAGGCGUCGGUCUCUGUCGCUCACCCGGGAUAAAACAGAGGGUCAGAACAGGGCAUAGCUGCUCAAGUCUGUGGGUCUUGCCAUCGUCGGUGGGGGCCUCGACAAAGAGGGGAAUCGUCCGCACAAUAAAGCCCCUAGGCCUGUCAAAAGCCUCUACUUUGCGCUCGACAUCAGCAAGCGAGCAGCUGAGAUUGAACCCGUCUGGCGACUGGAGCCGCAAAGCGGGAUCAACGCCGUUUGGUGUCUGCACUUGGGCGACAGAGCUUGAUGGACGGAGACACAUACGGAACGGGAGCACACGGCAAAAGGACAGUGCUGAUGUUCUCGCCAUUUAUGCGAUAUCUUACCUCAAUUGGAAAUCGUCGUCCGGCUUGAGGACAGUUUGAUUGGCCUCCAGGACAAAUGGCUGUCGGGGGAGACAUUGGAUCUGCAUGCCUGAUCGACCGAAAGGCACCCUUGCGUGUGAGCACGUAACGGAUUACAACGUGUCGUACCUUUCUCAAUAUCACAUACUUCGCCCAACUUGCCACCUAUUCUCGACCAAAAGUCUCCGCCGCGGCCUCGCCUCCCCGCAAACAUUCGAACCUCGCUGUUGACAAGCAUGGUGUCGUCCUCGGGUCCCGAAUUGCCAAUCGACAGAAAGGGAAUGUUGAAUGAAGCAUCAUUGGUUUCAUCCUCCGGAGGUCCAUACUUCCGGUGGGUCAGUCUCGCUGGGGGCUGCAAGCAGCUCUGAGGGGUAUCGUCAGGGGCAGAAACAACGUCGUACUGCAUAGAGCCGAACGAGGCACUUGACGUCCAGACCUGCAUAAAACAGUCACUAGACAUGCCCUCCUUGCUAAUGUAUACGUGUGGCAGUAUUACUAGUUCAGGCAGGAUCGUGUCAUCGACUCCAGCUUCGAAAACGUCCCUAAUCGUGAGGAGAUACGUCCGACUCGAAACCGGACCAAGGGGCUCUUCUCCCUGAGGCUCAAAACCCAAGACGCCAGCAAGAGUGCCUGUGUGAAGCGACACAAGCCGGACACAGAGAGGCGUACACGUACUUCUCUGAAUGCGUCAAAGCGUACCUUCAACGAACAUCAAAACCCCUUCGCAGUCUGGGGGCCAAACCUGGCGCACCGUCCCCUUAAAGUCAACAUUGGCGAAGCCAAUUUCGGGCUCCUCGUCAAGGCGUCCAUCGAGAGAGAGCGGGAUCUGUCCAUCCAGAGCCUCGACGUCGUAUCUGAUCCGCACUUGCAGGCCAGCCCCUUCCUCGUCCGGGUCGCAGCUGAAAAGGGCCCGAAAGUCCUCUGCACCUGGAGUGUUUUCUGUCUCGAGGCAGUAACUGACAUCUGUGCCAUUGACAUUUUCCGCAGGAGGGUCAGUCAGGAAAUAGCUCGAUGGCUGGGCGGUCAAUGGGGCGGUUAAGUUGACCUCAGGACAUGCCUCAACUGACACAAAGCAAGAGAGACGAGGAAGCACGAACAUGAUGACACACCCAACGCGCCAGUGACUGAGCUGUGACUUAUUCUGAUUGCUUACAGCAUUCAAAGCCAAUCACACAGCGAUUAGGCAGAAAAUCCCCGUCCCCCAUGGCAAAAUCUCUGAGCCUCUCCCUGUACCUCUCGGUGCAGCUCUUGUUUGUUGGAUCAUUAGCAGUCGAGAAGAUCUCGACAGAAGCGUUGAUCCGCUGCUCAGAGCCUGUCGUUAUCCCCUUGCAAGUAUGAUUUCCAUCGGGAACGAUGAAAACACACGUGUCAUCACCAAGGAGUCCUUCGUUGGGAGCAAGAGCAACACUAACAACCUCGCCAAAUGAGGUGGCAUUAACGAGGGGUCGAGCAUAUAGGCCGUCAUCUUCAGGUUCUAAGUCGACGGGGAGGUUUGGGAGCCUCAGUCCUCGGCAAUUGGCCAAGACUGCAAACACACGCAUCAAUUGCAAAACGACCAGCCAUCUCCAUCUUCACCCCUCAGCCAAGAGAACUCAAGAAAGAAACACACAUGCUUGUCACGCCACUGAGCGACUGCCUGGUGCCCGUACCUUCUCUUCCAUCGAUCAGAUUUCCCAGCUGGCCCUUCACACAGCGGCAGCACACAGACAGACACGUGUGUGUGGUGUGGCUCGAGAAUGACUGAAGUACCUUCAGAAUCAAAUCAAGCGACACGCCUGUCUCCGCGUUGAAGAGGUCGAACGAUCGAGCAUCAGACGCAUUUGUACACAGAAUGGACACACGGACUUGAGGGAACCUGACGGGCAAGUCUAACUCGUCCAAACACGAAAAGUCGUUUUCCGUGAUGACAAAGAAUCUGUCUCCGAUUGCGGCGCUGCUGAAGGAUAGGUCUGGCGACAGAGAUUCUGGCUUGUAAAGGGGGGAGAAGAUGGUCGGCAGGAGCUCUCCUUCGAGGGUACGGCUGAAAUCCUCGCGAAGAAUAAAAAAUGACGGAGCUUGUUCUGAACGGACGCCAGUAACAUUGUCGUCACUCAUAUUCAUCUCGUUCACACAUAUCUCACUGCACUCCCGGAAUGCAUCUCGAUUAUCGAUAGCGAACUGACUGGCCUCCAGGGGGUUCUGACGAUGUGAAGGGAAGCGAGACAUACACGUGUAUAUGAGCUUCCCUUAUCUAACAGUGCACUGACCUUUCGGAAAAUUUCGUCAGAUGCCGUGUUUCUUGCAUAUCCUGAGGCAGCCAGUGCAAGGAUGCCGCCCGCCGCGGUCUCGCCAGAUGUCACUGAGAACGCUCGCUGGUUGAGCAGGACAUCACAAUCACCAGGCACGUCAUCGGGGAAUGUCAGGAGGCCGAGACUCGUGUUGGCCGCGGGCGAGAGAAUGCCGACAGCCCGUGCAGUGACAAGAUCGUCCUGUGUCUCGUUGCCGAUGAUGAGAAUCCGCUGGGUCUGGUUGUACUCGAACUGCUGGGCAAUAAGAGACUCCGAUUCGUCCACAAAGCCCGUCAAGGUGACUUCGAUCUGCGCCUCAAUUUCUUCGCAUGCCGGGUUGCUGGCCUUCUCGACUUGCAGCACGCCUUGGAUGGUGGCGACGGCCGGUAUCAGUUCGUUGCCAGUGCGAUUCGAGCACAGGCCGGUAUCGGGGCAGGUGAACUGGAGGGUCACGCUGACGCCCUCUGUCGUGUUGCACGAGAGGUCUAGGAAGAAGUCAUCGAGCCCAUUGCUGUCGUUCUUCUUGCCCUGAAUCCUCAUGCAGCUCGACACAUUGCCAGUGCCCACGUUCUCGAUGGUCUGCAAAUAGGCGUCAGAGGGCACGUCUUCGAACAGGUAAGUGCCGGGCACCAGCUGGGCGAACGUCGAUUCUUGCGGCACGGGAGGCGGGUCGUUUGGCUUGACGCUCUGCUCUCGUGGGUUGGGCCCAAUGUCUUCCCUUCUCUCGACGACGGGCAGGCUGCCCGCACAGUCGAAGGGCACAGCGAAGCGGUUGACGGCAUUGAAGCACGGAUCCAGCUCGGCCGGGAAACACAGGGACGAUGGCUGGCCGCUGGCGACGCCCCUGACGAGGCUGACAUCGCCGCGCGAGAAGUUGGCCACCUCACCGAACAGACCAAUGCUCUCCUCGAUGCAGUAGCAGAAGCGGGAGUCGCUCGUGCGGGCACAGAUGGGCUUGUCCGACGGACAACUGACAGUCAGGCACACACGGAAGAAUGAUGGUGCCAUCACAUGAGACGAGCAGUCCGUACCUUCCCAGUGCCGCAGUGCCGAGGGCCGCCGCCGUGAUGUUGCCAUCUUCCACGACACUGGGCUCUCCACAGAUAAUGGACUGAUUCUCUCCUGAUGCGCUCACGUCGCCGGCGGUCUCCUCAUCGGUGGUCAGGGCAUCUGUCUGUUGCUUCUUGAGCUCUUCCUGGGCGUUAUCCUCAUAGAAGCACUGGCCGAAGUUGCCGAGGUCGGGGUCGUCGACGAUGGGCAGCAGCUCAUUGGCCGCACAACUCGAAUACAUGAUCUCAUCACCAUCUUCGCCAGGGAUCACGACUGAAGAAGCGAAAGCCAUUCACAACAGCUUGUUGUUCACGUGCCUCUGUUGUGCUUACUUGGCUGGCAGUCUGCGUUUGUUUCGGUCGGCCGUUCGUCGUCGUCUGUUCUGUUGUUGUUGCUCAGACAGGCCGUCGUGAACUGAGCCACAGUACCCCUCCUCGCCCAUUGACUCAGCAGAACGGAAAGCAACGCCACAAGACGGAGGGCUCGCCGCAU
Molecule: messenger RNA, 4676 nt
Organism: Vitrella brassicaformis
Lineage: Eukaryota; Vitrellaceae
Source: the annotation of a GenBank genome assembly